AUGGUUGCUCAAGUUACAAGUAAAGCCGAAUUCGACGAAGCUUUGAAGUUCGAAGGUUUAGUCGUUGUCGAUUUCUUCGCCACCUGGUGUGGUCCAUGUAAGAUGAUUGCUCCAUUCUUGGACAAGUUUGCUGCUCAAUUCACCCAAGCCAAGUUCAUCAAGGUUGAUGUCGAUGAAGUUUCUGAAGUUGCUGCUGAAUACGAAAUCAGUUCCAUGCCAACUGUUCUCUUCAUCAAGGAAGGUAAGAUCGUUCAAAAGGUCAUUGGUGCCAACCCAUCUGCUCUUAAGCAAGCUGUUGAAACUCACGCUUAA
Molecule: messenger RNA, 312 nt
Organism: Suhomyces tanzawaensis NRRL Y-17324
Lineage: Eukaryota; Fungi; Ascomycota; Pichiomycetes; Serinales; Debaryomycetaceae
Gene: TRX1
Product: thioredoxin
Exons: 1
Coding region: 1-312 (103 amino acids)
Molecular function (GO): protein-disulfide reductase activity
Source: RefSeq, a predicted model, not a curated record